UUAAUAGUAUCAAUUUAAAUUAUAACACGAGAUACUACAUGUUAAGCUUCAGUCGGCAUUCUGAUUUUCAUGUAGCAGGGACUGUCCACCCUCAAAGCCAUCAAUCAAAUCACGAACUAAUAUAUAUAUAAGUCCGUGAUCAAAUUGUUCGCAGACUACAGCUAGAGACGGUUCAUUUCCACUACCACAGAGUUUGUAUAUUCAACAUGAUUACUUUUGAGCUACGCUGACAACUCGAUGCAACCAGUCUACUUUUGUUUCUGUGGGCGCAAGAAACUACAGCUGCUUUAGCCCUCUGAAAAGAUGGAUGUUGUGGAGUCAGUCUGGAUGAACAAGCAAGUCACCGGCCUCAGACGAUUGCUUUAUUUGGUCUCCCCAAAUGAAACUUCAUUCGAAAAACUUGAGGAAGUGCCCCAAUAUGUAGAAGAGGCUGCCCCUUAUUUUAUGCUCACACUCUUCCUGGAAAAUCUUAUCCUUCUGGCCAAAAAGAUGCCUACCAUGCGACCAAAUGAUGGCUUCAGCAGUAUUGCUCAUGGUUUGCUUUCACUCAUGCAUAGCUUUAUUUUCCGUGGUAUUGAGCUGGCAACAUACAUCUGGAUUUAUGAACGGUUUUGCAUCUACACACUUCCAUGGGAGAGUUCAUGGACAUGGCUUCUGACUAUGUUAGGAGUGGACCUGGGAUAUUACUGGGUUCACCGCUUUGGCCAUGAGGUAAACAUAAUGUGGGCAGGCCAUCAAGUACACCAUAGUUCAGAAGACUACAAUCUGUCAACUGCUUUGCGACAAUCCAUGUUCCACCGUUACAUAACUUGGGUGUUCUAUCUGCCUCUGGCACUAUUUAUACCACCCUCUCAGUUUCAAGUUCAUUUACAGUUCAACCUUAUUUACCAGUUCUGGAUUCAUACAGAGCUUAUCAAUACAAUUGGACCCUUGGAAUGGAUUUUUAAUACUCCAAGCCACCAUCGUGUUCAUCAUGGUAGAAACCCAUAUUGUAUUGACAAAAACUAUGCUGGGGUCUUCAUCAUCUGGGACAGGAUAUUUGGAACAUUUCAACCAGAGAAAGAAAAGGUUGUGUAUGGACUUGUCCAUCCUUUGACUACUUGGGAUCCACUGUAUGGGCAAGUGUGUCAUUUCCUUCACAUUGGUCGCAUGAUGUGUUCUAUGAACACUUGGCAAGACAAGCUCAGCGUCAUCUGGAAGGGGCCUGGCUGGAUGCCUGGGAAGCCCCGGCUUGGUCUGUAUGAAGACCUGCCUCAGGUGGAAUUUCCAGCACAAAAGUAUGACAGCAGCCUUCCUUGGUGGGGCAGUCUGUAUGUUUGGGUGCACUUCCUUCUUCUGACUGCUGCAAACUCUGUCCUGGCCCUCAGAAAAAAUGAGUUGUCAGCAGUUACCAUCACCACGCAUCUGAUUUUCUUGGUGUUUACUCUUUUCUGCUUUGGUAGUCUGUUUGACAACAGGGGGUAUGGUCCUGGUCUUGAGAUGACUCGAUGCAUCAUAUACCUUCUGAUUGCCAGCAUGUACCAGCCAGUCUCACUGCAGUUGUCAGCAUUCAAUGUCAUCUUCUUUCUUUUCUUGGCCUCAGUAUCUAUGUGGUGUUACCUCAUAUUAAGGAAUUUUCAGUUACAACUUUACAAAAAAAAAAGGGUAGAGUGAAGAUCUCCUUUAUUCUUUGGGUGAAAGAGAUCUUCAGUGUCUUUUAUUGAUGGGCUUAUGGAUAUUUUUAACAUUUUAAAAUUAUUGCUUAAUUUUGCAAGCACAUAAUGAUUUAUAGAAAAUAAAUUAAGAAAGCAAAAUAAAAUGUAAUGAAAAAAAUCAUGAUGUAUGAACCAUUGAAAAUAGUUGUGGGGAAGGGGGGUGUAAUGAUUGCAGAUAUCUAGGUAAAGAUAUUAGAUGUGUAGUCAUCGAGGUGUUGAGAAAGGACAAAAUAUGGAAAAACAAGGUAUGUGUGCAUUUUGGUGUACAUAUUUGAAUAUUGAAAGACUUGGUAUUGCAGUCCUUGCAUAAAGCAUGUUCAUCGAUGUAUAGUUUUGUUUUCUGAAUUUUGUUUUUUCAAAAAGUAGUAUUUGUGCCAAAAUAGUGUAAAAUGAUAUAGUUUAACACUGUUUUGAAUAACCAUAAAAAUAGCAUCUAAAAAUGUCUGGAAUGUUCACAAUAUUUUUUGCAGGUUUUAUGUGACUCAUAUAAAUUUUGGUAAAUAUAUGCCUUUGGGAUAGAUCAACUCUCUCUUUACUGCUGAUAUGAAUUGAUAAUUGCAUUUUAAUUGUGAAAUCAGUAUGAUGAUGUCUUUCAGAUCUAUGUCAAAGUGACAGCAAGAACUUGGUUGGGUGCUUAGCUUUAUCUGUUUAUAUUUAUGCAUAUGAUGUUUGAAGCUGCAGGUUUGACAAAUCAGUUAAUCAUCAGAAAGGAUUUUCUACUGUAAUGUGAUGGCGUGAUUGUAUUAAAAAUGGGUGUCUGUCAUCGUUUCAUUAUUUUUUCACAAAGUUGACAAACCGGUGAGUCAUCAAAAGGAAUAUUUUGCUCUGUUGUGACAAUGCAUAAUUUUAUUAAACAUAAGAGUAAUGAUAUGUA
Pomacea canaliculata is the source of this 2568-nucleotide messenger RNA. Its product is annotated as alkylglycerol monooxygenase-like. Lineage: Eukaryota; Metazoa; Mollusca; Gastropoda; Architaenioglossa; Ampullariidae. Gene Ontology annotation, biological process: lipid biosynthetic process. The transcript is spliced from 12 exons. The record is from RefSeq and is a predicted model, not a curated record. The coding region runs from base 304 to 1653 and encodes 449 amino acids. Gene Ontology annotation, molecular function: iron ion binding; oxidoreductase activity. Gene Ontology annotation, cellular component: endoplasmic reticulum.